Molecule: messenger RNA, 2198 nt
Organism: Rhinichthys klamathensis goyatoka
Lineage: Eukaryota; Metazoa; Chordata; Actinopteri; Cypriniformes; Leuciscidae
Gene: glra3
Product: glycine receptor, alpha 3
Exons: 10
Coding region: 357-1823 (488 amino acids)
Biological process (GO): regulation of membrane potential; signal transduction; nervous system process
Cellular component (GO): synapse; plasma membrane; neuron projection
Molecular function (GO): transmembrane signaling receptor activity; glycine binding; transmitter-gated monoatomic ion channel activity
Source: RefSeq, a predicted model, not a curated record
CAUGUGUGCGGUGAGAGUGGAGAAGCGCACUGUCAGUCAAGUGCGCUGUAUGGGGCGGUCUCUGCUCAGAGAUGUCUGAAUAUGUCAAGAAUCACUUCAGCUGCCGCACGCGUUUAAACAGCACUCCAUCACUUCCAGUGCCGAUACGAGGGAAGUGUUUCAUAUAUGCUGUUUAGCUUUAUAAGAUUAUGAGGGAUUCCUUUGCGAUUGCCGUGCGCAACGAGCCUACAGUGCAUAGGAGUGAAGGAAGAACCGCUGGAGCGCUGUCCAGCGUCCUGAAGUCAAGAAGCCAGAAGUGCUGAAGAGAGCACAGGCAUUCACAGAGGACUGUAUGUCUAUGCCGAUCAAGUCUUGAGAUGACUUGGAAAAGGCUGCGUUCUGUGGCUGUCUGGGGAUUCAUUGCGUGGGAAAUAGGAAUUCUGUUGAGUUUGGUAACAUCAAAAGAACAAGAAAACCCUCGAAGAAAAGCGGAAUCCAUGUCACCCUCUGUCUUCCUUGACAAGCUCAUGGGAAGAAUCUCAGGUUAUGAUGCCAGAAUAAGGCCCAACUUUAAAGGUCCGCCUGUGAAUGUAUCAUGCAACAUAUUCAUUAACAGUUUCGGCUCCAUUGCAGAGACAACUAUGGAUUACAGAGUGAACAUAUUCCUCCGGCAGCAGUGGAAUGACCCUCGGUUAGCUUACAGCGAGUACCCAGAUGACUCCCUGGACCUGGAUCCCUCUAUGUUAGACUCCAUUUGGAAGCCUGAUCUGUUCUUCGCCAACGAGAAGGGAGCGCACUUCCACGAGGUCACCACUGACAACAAGCUCUUGAGAAUAUUCAAAAAUGGAAACGUCCUCUAUUCAAUCAGAUUGACACUGACACUCUCUUGUCCAAUGGAUCUGAAGAAUUUCCCCAUGGAUGUGCAGACGUGCAUAAUGCAGCUGGAGAGUUUUGGAUACACAAUGAAUGACCUGAUCUUUGAGUGGCAAGAGAAGGGACCUGUGCAGGUGGCCGACGGACUGACCCUCCCACAGUUCAUCCUCAAGGAUGAGUCUGAUUUAAGAUACUGCACCAAGCACUACAACACAGGCAAGUUCACGUGCAUCGAGGUACGUUUUCACCUGGAAAGACAGAUGGGCUACUACCUGAUCCAGAUGUAUAUUCCCAGCCUGCUCAUCGUCAUCCUCUCUUGGGUCUCCUUCUGGAUCAACAUGGAUGCCGCUCCUGCCCGUGUCGCCCUGGGAAUCACUACAGUGCUCACGAUGACAACUCAGAGCUCUGGAUCCAGGACGUCCUUACCUAAGGUGUCCUAUGUGAAAGCUAUUGACAUCUGGAUGGCUGUGUGCUUGCUAUUUGUCUUUUCUGCCCUGUUGGAGUAUGCUGCAGUCAACUUUGUUUCACGGCAACACAAGGAACUCUUACGAUUCCGACGGAGAAGGAAGAAGUCUGGAAAGACUUUCGAUCAAACAUUUGAUGAGGAGCUUACCGAGUCAUUGCAUCGUAUCAAUGGCCUAUGCAGUGCCGAGCCUGUUUACGGAUCAAUGGGCCAACUCGACGAAUCCAAUGACUGGGAGGAGGAUGUACGGGAGAGCAGGUUGAGCUUUCCCAACGCAGGGAAAGACGGGGCUGUGCCCAAAGCCGCUAACAAUGCGGCCCCAACACCCUCUGACCCAGCCCUUGCUGCCAGCAAGAGUCAUGAGGAGAUGAGAAAACUCUUCAUCGACCGAGCCAAGAAGAUCGACACUGUGUCCCGUGCCGGAUUCCCACUGGCUUUCUUGUUUUUCAAUAUUUUCUAUUGGGUUCUGUACAAAAUCCUACGCCAUGAGGAUGUGCACAAGCAAUAGAUGGAACAUGGCGUGAUGCAGCUUGGGAAGUACUGUAAGUAACACAGUAAAGCUGCAUCAAUGAACUCUGAUGCUAUUACUGCUGUUCCUGCCAUCAUCUAUGCUGAAUUCUGAAAAUGACUAUGAAAAACUGUGAUGUCAAGGACCAGUGGUUACUUUCAAUAGUUUGUUUGUGUUGUGCACCCAUUCAAGGACACUGCGCUCGCUCACUAUGCAAUGGAUAGGCAUCUGUAAGGCCUCUGACCCACCUGUCCUUUAACAAACUACAAUAAAAGUGGACAGAACUUCCUCACACCUGUUUAACACAGGAGCACAGUCCGACACCGAUUACUGCCCCUUUAGAGACAGAUGUGUGUGUCUUGCACUGGUUUUGUC